Knipowitschia caucasica is the source of this 1434-nucleotide messenger RNA. NCBI's taxonomy places the organism in Eukaryota, Metazoa, Chordata, Actinopteri, Gobiiformes, Gobiidae. The record is from the annotation of a GenBank genome assembly.
AUGAGGCAUCAUCCACGCAGACAGUUGAAGAAGCUGAGUGAGGAGAGUCUAACCAAACCACCGGAGCAGGUGUUCGAUAUCCUGGAGAAGCUCGGAGAAGGGUCUUAUGGCUGCGUGCACAAAGCCCAUUAUAAAGAAACUGGUGAGAUUGUUGCCAUCAAACAGGUGCCAGUGGAGUCCGACCUCCAGGAGAUCAUCAAGGAGAUCUCCAUCAUGCAACAGUGCAACAGUCCACAUGUGGUGCGGUAUUACGGCAGCUACUUCAAAAACCGAGAGUUGUGGAUCGUCAUGGAGUACUGUGGAGCAGGGUCCGUGUCUGACAUCAUCCGAAUACGCAACAAGACGUUGACAGAGGAGGAGAUCGCCACCAUCUUGCAGUCCACUCUGAAGGGGCUGGAGUAUCUUCACUUCAUGAGGAAGAUUCACAGAGACAUCAAAGCAGGAAACAUCCUCCUCAACACAGAGGGCCAGGCCAAACUCGCCGACUUUGGGGUUGCUGGUCAACUCACUGACACAAUGGCAAAGAGAAACACUGUGAUCGGCACCCCGUUCUGGAUGGCCCCGGAGGUCAUCCAGGAGAUCGGCUACAACUGCGUGGCCGACAUCUGGUCCCUGGGCAUCACUGCUUUAGAGAUGGCAGAGGGCAAGCCCCCGUACGCAGACAUACACCCCAUGAGGGCCAUCUUCAUGAUCCCCACAAACCCUCCUCCGACAUUCAGAAACCCAGAUCUGUGGUCCUCGUCAUUUGUGGACUUUGUGCAACAGUGUUUGGUCAAAAACCCAGAGAGCAGAGCUACAGCCACGCAGCUGUUACAGCAUCCAUUCAUAAAGUCGGCCAAACCCAACUCAAUACUGAGAGCUCUGAUCACAGACGCCAUGGAGAUCAAACUGAAGAAACAAGAGGAAGCCGAGCAAAGGGAGCAAGACGCAGACGACGAUGACAACUCGGAAGACGAUGAGGUGGACCAGGGAACCAUGGUCCGAGCGGGUACAGGGGACACAGGGACCAUCAUUUCCACAGGCUCGCUGAGUGGAACUAUGAUCGAGCACGAAGACACAGGAACCAUGCUGGGGACUAUGGUCAUCAACUCGGAUGAGGGCGGAGAGGAGGAAGGAGGGACCAUGAAACGGAGGGACGAUACCAUGCAGCCGGCCAAGCCCUCCUUCCUGGAGUACUUUGAACAGAAGGAAAAAGAGGCCAACAGCCACAACGAGGCAAGAGACAACAAUGGAGACCACCGCAAGCUGCCCACCGAGAGAGACCUGGAGGUGCAGCUCCACACAUGGACAGUGGAGGAACUGCGGCUGCGGCUGGCCUCGUUGGACCCUCAGAUGGAGCAGGAGAUCGAGGAGAUACACCAGCGCUACCAGGCCAAGAGACAGCCCAUUCUAGACGCCAUCGAGGCCAAGAAACGCAGGCAGCAGAACUUCUAA